GUGCGGUUGCCAUGUAAUAUCCUGGCCGCGCGGGUGCGCGGCGCUGAGGCGGCGCCGGGGCGGGCUCGGGAGCUGGCGAGCGGGUGGCGGAGGCGGCGCCGGCGGAGGCCGCUGAGGCGCGCGGGGGGUCGGCGGCGGCCAGGAUCCUGUCGCUUGCGCUGUCCCUGUGGUUCGCUUGGCCGGGCGGGAGGCCUGACGGCGCGAGGCAGCAUGUCGGUGGCGGGGCUGAAGAAGCAGUUCUACAAGGCGAGCCAGCUGGUCAGCGAGAAGGUCGGAGGGGCUGAGGGAACCAAGCUGGACGAUGACUUCAAAGAGAUGGAGAAGAAGGUGGAUGUCACCAGCAAGGCGGUGACAGAAGUACUGGCUAGAACCAUCGAAUACCUGCAGCCCAACCCAGCUUCGCGGGCCAAGCUGACCAUGCUCAACACCGUGUCCAAGAUCCGGGGCCAGGUGAAGAGCCCCGGCUACCCGCAGCCCGAGGGCCUCCUGGGCGAGUGCAUGAUCCGCCACGGCAAGGAGCUGGGUGGCGAGUCGAACUUCGGCGACGCCCUGCUGGAUGCCGGGGAGUCCAUGAAGCGCCUGGCGGAGGUGAAGGACUCGCUGGACAUAGAGGUCAAGCAGAACUUCAUCGACCCCCUGCAGAACCUGUGCGAGAAGGACCUGAAGGAGAUCCAGCACCACUUGAAGAAGCUGGAGGGCCGCCGCCUGGACUUCGACUACAAGAAGAAGCGGCAGGGCAGGAUCCCCGACGAGGAGCUGCGCCAGGCGCUGGAGAAGUUCGAGGAGUCCAAGGAGGUGGCGGAGACCAGCAUGCACAACCUGCUGGAGACCGACAUCGAGCAGGUGAGCCAGCUCUCAGCCCUGGUAGACGCCCAGCUGGACUACCACCGGCAGGCCGUGCAGAUCCUCGAUGAGCUGGCCGACAAGCUCAAGCGCAGGAUGCGCGACGCUUCCUCACGUCCCAAGCGGGAAUACAAGCCCAAGCCCCGGGAGCCCUUUGACCUCGGAGAGCCCGAGCAGUCCAACGGGGGCUUCCCCUGCGCCACAGCCCCCAAAAUCACAGCUUCUUCAUCUUUCCGAUCUUCCGACAAGCCCAUCCGGACCCCCAGCAGGAGUGUGCCACCCCUGGACCAGCCGAGCUGCAAGGCGCUGUACGACUUCGAGCCAGAGAACGACGGGGAGCUAGGCUUCCGCGAGGGUGACGUCAUCACACUGACCAACCAGAUCGACGAGAACUGGUACGAGGGCAUGCUGGAUGGCCAGUCGGGCUUCUUCCCCCUCAGCUACGUGGAGGUGCUGGUGCCUCUGCCUCAGUGACCUGCCGGCGUCCCUGUCCUGGCCACCUGCGUUCCACGUGCCCCUGCGGCCUGCGGGGGCCCCGGGCCCCUCGGUACUUCCUGAGCAGGGCCUGGCACCUGGGGCAGGCCCGUUUACACUAGCGCUCACCCUCGUGUAGGGUGCUGGCUCCCCUCCCCACGUGGGCGUGUGGGCGGCUGUCCUUCCUGCUCACACUAAGGUGCUCUUAGAAACACUAACGUUCCUGGGGCGGACCCUCCCCACACCUCCGUCCUGACUGCCCUGGGGCCCAGCCCCAGCCCGUUUUAUAUCCCCUCCCAGCCCGUUGCUGGCGAUGGGCCUCGGCCCCCACUCCAGGGCUCCCCAGGCGCCUGCGGGCCUGUGGCUGCACCCCAGCCUUGCACACAUGCCACUGCCCCCCCCCAGAGCGAGGGGGGAGGGCCUCACCGUUCCCCCAGCCAGCUGUCAGCUUGCAGCUGGGGACAGAGACCAGCUGGGGUCCCCAGGGGCUGCCCUGCCCAAGGACACGCCCUCUCCCAGGAGCCUCGGUGCCCCACCCCGCCCCCACAAGGCCGAGUACCUUUCCAGCUUUUUAACUGCCCCAGCCAAGCACAGGGAGGUGUGUUUCACCCUCUGGCACAAGAUGCCACCACCAGCUGUACCCACACGCCCUCCCCCAACACCUCUCGCACGGGACCACAGGGCCCCCAGUGCCCCAACCUUAGGCUCCAGCACAAAGGCUCUGAUGGGAAUGUCCCGGGCCCCUGGCUGCUGGGCCUCCUGAGCCCGUGCCCUCCACCCUGUGGGAAGCGCCCCAGCUGUCUCCUCUACACCAAGGCGCUGCCCUCGGGGUCCCUGAGCCCGUGCCCUCCACCCUGUGGGAAGCGCCCCAGCUGUCUCCUCUACACCAAGGCGCUGCCCUCGGGGUCCCUGAGCCCGUGCCCUCCACCCUGUGGGAAGCGCCCCAGCUGUCUCCUCUACACCAAGGCGCUGCCCUCGGGGUCCCUGAGCCCGUGCCCUCCACCCUGUGGGAAGCGCCCCAGCUGUCUCCUCUACACCAAGGCGCUGCCCUCGGGGUCCCUGAGACUGUGCCCUCCACCCUGUGGGAAGCGUCCCAGCUGUCUCCUCUACACCAAGGCGCUGCCCUCAGGGUCCCUGAGACUGUGCCCUCCACCCUGUGGGAAGCGUCCCAGCUGUCUCCUCUACACCAAGGCGCUGCCCUCAGGGUCCCUGAGACUGCCCAGACCAGCAGGGCCCCAGCCCUGGCAUCCGCCUCCCCUGCGGCCUAACCCCAAAACUGGCCAAACUGGGCUUGGGGGGCCUCUGGGCCUGACUGUAUUCACAUUCCCCUCCCUGUGUCCCCUUCCUCACCAUUACUUGGGGGGGGGAACGCAGAUGACUUGGCCAUGAUCUAGGGUGGAUCCAAAUGUACUCCUGAUUUUUUAAGAAAAGAAGUAUUAAAUGUCUCUUUCUACA
Lemur catta (Ring-tailed lemur) is the source of this 2772-nucleotide messenger RNA. RefSeq names its product SH3 domain containing GRB2 like 1, endophilin A2 (gene SH3GL1). Lineage: Eukaryota; Metazoa; Chordata; Mammalia; Primates; Lemuridae. Gene Ontology annotation, biological process: synaptic vesicle uncoating. The coding region runs from base 211 to 1317 and encodes 368 amino acids. The transcript is spliced from 10 exons. Gene Ontology annotation, molecular function: protein binding. The record is from RefSeq and is a predicted model, not a curated record. Gene Ontology annotation, cellular component: cytoplasm; glutamatergic synapse; presynapse.